Coffea eugenioides is the source of this 843-nucleotide messenger RNA. RefSeq lists its product as uncharacterized. Bases 1 to 843 code for a protein of 280 amino acids. Lineage: Eukaryota; Viridiplantae; Streptophyta; Magnoliopsida; Gentianales; Rubiaceae. The transcript has a single exon. The record is from RefSeq and is a predicted model, not a curated record.
AUGAAGGUGAAGGAGAUCAUGCAGCAAUAUGGACAAGCUUCUGAACAAGUUGUUAACUUUGACAAAUCAACAAUGUAUUUCAGCAGGAAUACCCAAAACCAAGUAAGAUUGGAGAUCAGUGAAGCAUUGCAUGGUAUAAGGGAGGCACACAGUGGGAAAUACUUAGGCUUACCAAUGGCUAUAGAGAGAUCGAAGAACCAGGUGUUUGGGUAUCUCAAAAGCAAAAUAUCUAGCAAGAUGCAAGGGUGGAAACAGAAAACUUUAAGUCAAAGGGGGAAAGAGGUCCUGAUCAAAUCAAUGCUCAUGGCAAUGCCAACUUACAUUAUGUCUUGCUUUAAAUUACCCAAAGAACUGUGCAAGGAGAUAAGUGCUAGAAUAGCCAGGUUCUGGUGGGGAAAUGGGAACAAGGACAACAAGAUUCACUGGAUAAGUUGGGGAAGGCUCUCAAAAGUGAAAGGAAAAGGGAGAUUGGGUUUUAGAGAUUUAGAAGCUUUCAAUCUGGCUUUGCUUGCAAAACAAAUAUGGAGAUUAAUUACAACUCCAAAUUUGUUAGUAAGCAGGGUGCUGAAAGCUAAAUACAUGAGACAGGAAGGGUGGCUGGAGAAGAAACCCUCCAAUUCUGCCUCUUGGUGUUGGAAAAACAUCCAUAAGGGAGAUGGACUACUGCAGCAAGGACUAUGGAAAAGAGUUGGAGAUGGGAGGACAGUGAAAAUCUGGCAGGAUAAGUGGAUCAUUGGAAAGAACAAUGGAAGAGCCUCAGGAAUGAAACCUGCUGAAUGUCAACUGAGGACUGUGAAUGAACUGAUAGAGGGUGGAAAAUGGAAUAGAACUUGUUUGCAGUAA